AUGGCACCUGUUCGCAUUGCCGUGGAAGGCUGCGGUCAUGGCAAUCUCAAUGACAUCUAUGAGACUGUGGAUCGCAAAGCCACUGAGAAAGGUUGGGACUCUGUUGAUCUCGUUAUCAUUGGUGGAGAUUUUCAGGCUUUGCGUAACGCCAAUGAUGCGACUUGUCUUUCAGUUCCCGACAAGUUCAAGCAGAUUGGCGAUUUUCACGAGUACUACAGUGGUGCCCGUACUGCUCCUUACUUGACAUUGUUCAUCGGAGGCAAUCAUGAGGCCAGCAAUCACCUGUCCGAGCUCUACUAUGGCGGUUGGGUGGCCCCCAACAUCUACUACAUGGGAGCAGCCAACAUCGUCCGCUUUGGACCUCUCCGAAUCUCGGGAAUGUCGGGCAUCUGGAAAGGUUACGACUACCGGAAGCCCCACUAUGAACGGCUGCCGUACAACAGGGAUGAUGUUUCUUCAAUCUACCACACCCGGGAGGUGGAUAUCCGGAAGUUGCUGCAAGUGAGCACCCAGGUCGAUAUCGGGCUGUCCCAUGAUUGGCCAAAGGGUGUCGAGAAGCUUGGAGACUCCACAACCCUGUUCCGCAAGAAGUCAGGUUUCCAGGCCGAUUCCGAUUCUGGAAAGCUCGGAAGUGUCGCUGCACGCCAAGCCCUCAACCAUCUACGCCCUGCCUAUUGGCUUUCGGCCCAUUUGCACGUCCGCUUCACUGCCAAUGUGCACCAUGACCCACCUCGUGCGGAUACCACUUCUUUGGGUUCCCCCAAUCAUGUUCCUGCUUCGGAUACAAACAACAAGGCCCCAAUUCCACGAAGUAACGUCAAUACCAAUGCCCUUGCCGGCCACCAAUUGCUUGGUACUGCCACUGGAGACGAACAGUCUCGCAUCAAGGCUUGGAAUGAAUUCGGAGAGAAAGCCCGACGGGCUGAGAAAGAGAAGCGUGACCAAGAUGAGUUCAUGCGUAUGAUCAGGGCGAGACAGCCGAAAGCCCCACGCAACAUUACGUUCACCGAAACUGCCAAGAUUGGAGGUGGUCCCAUUCAGACAUUCGUACGUGGUGCGGAUGGAGAAAGAAUCGAAUCCGCCCCGGUGGACGGCGAGAACAUCGAAAGCCUCGACAAGGUCAACCAGGGAAAUAGCCCCGUGAAUACCUGUUCCGAUGAGGCGGUUGCCAAGCAGGAAUCGUUGUCUGCUGAGACAACCGAAGAUAUCAAGACCAAGCAUGUCAAGACGACCGAGGAUGUCAAGACCGCUAAUGAUGUCGCGGAUAACAUCGACAAAAUCAGUGUUUCUACAAGCCCCAGCAGCGCCGCAAGUGUGAAGUCUCCUCCGACUGAGAAGGCUCUUCCGAAAGCCGACAUUUCUCUGAAUUGGGCCGAUGAUCGCUCUUAUGACCCCUGGUGGAGCGAUGGUGUGGACGAUCGAGCCCGCAAAGUGGCAACCGAGCUCCCGACCAGCCUUGAGAAGUCGUAUGUACCCAAGACUACCGCGAAUAAGCCAAGUUCGGAAUUCCUUCCACCGCCGGCGAUGAUCAAGAACCUUGUGACUCAGUUCCUGACCUUGGACAAACCACACAACCAUGAUGACUUUGUUGAACUUCUGGAGAUUGAGCCAGUUUCCGAGCAUGAUGAUGCUGCAGUGGAGUCUCCCAUGCGACUCAUGUACGACAAGGAGUGGCUGGCGAUCACUCGUGCCUUCGCUGACGAGCUCGAGUUUGGUGGAAACCCCAAAGGUAGUGUCCCUGCCCACAAGGGAUAUGCAUUCUACCAACAGCGCAUUGCCGAGGAGGAAAAAUGGGUGCGCGAGAACGUUGUUGACGUUGGAUUGUUGAACAUUCCAACUGACUUUGUCCUGACUGCCCCUAUCUAUGACCCUGAUGUCUCGAUCAACACACGGGAGCAGCCAAAGGAGUACACCAACCCACAGACGUCUGCAUUCUGCAAUCUGAUUGGGAUUGAAAACAAGUUUGAUAUGAGCGAGGAAGAACGUCUGGCUCGCAUGGAAGCCGGGCCACGCCCCGAUGAACCUCGUCACUUCCAGGGCAACCGCGGUGGACGUGGUGGACGCGGCCGUGGCGGUCGUGGUGGUCGUGGUCCUGGGCGUGGUGGCCGUGGCGGGCGUGGAAACUCAGGCCCGACCUGUGGUAAUGAUAUCAAAAACAAAAAAGCAAGUGCAUCAUCCGUGAAUCGAACACGGGCCUCGUCGAUGGCAACGACGAAUUCUACCACUAGACCAAUGAUGCUGAGAAACCAAGUGGAUCUAAAUGCUGAUUCGCUGGUGAUAUACUGUUGUCUCGUGUAA
This is a messenger RNA of Penicillium verrucosum, 2298 nucleotides long. Its product is annotated as RNA lariat debranching enzyme. The record is from RefSeq and is a predicted model, not a curated record. The coding region runs from base 1 to 2298 and encodes 765 amino acids. The transcript has 4 exons. Gene Ontology annotation, molecular function: RNA lariat debranching enzyme activity. Gene Ontology annotation, cellular component: nucleus. Lineage: Eukaryota; Fungi; Ascomycota; Eurotiomycetes; Eurotiales; Aspergillaceae. Gene Ontology annotation, biological process: mRNA splicing, via spliceosome.